Rhinichthys klamathensis goyatoka is the source of this 6070-nucleotide messenger RNA. It is a transcript of the gene acana, whose product is annotated as aggrecan a. Gene Ontology annotation, molecular function: hyaluronic acid binding; calcium ion binding. The record is from RefSeq and is a predicted model, not a curated record. Gene Ontology annotation, biological process: cell adhesion. The transcript has 19 exons. The coding region runs from base 194 to 4810 and encodes 1538 amino acids. NCBI's taxonomy places the organism in Eukaryota, Metazoa, Chordata, Actinopteri, Cypriniformes, Leuciscidae.
GUCCAGUUAAACGUGUUCCCCUCUAAAGAGAGUUUCUUUCUGCUUCUCAUUCUCCGGCCAGAAGCGCCUCUGAACUUUACUGCACACACGACACUUUUAUUACGGGUUUGGACUGAGAGACCCGCGCGCCAUCAGAGAGCUGAAUCAAGGACUAUAAGCGUUUCAGAAGGACACUGAAUCAUACAGGUGAACGAUGCUGUCCUUGCUUUUGCUGAGCAUGUGUUUCUGGGUCUUCUCAGCCACAGGGUCUUUCGAUUACGUUUACACUGAGCCUGAAAGCUCACUGAGUGUCAGCAUACCUAAUGAGCUUCCCCUCCGGCCUCUGAUGGGUGACACAUUAGUUCUGCCCUGCUACUUCCUGGACAACACAGUCAAUGACCCUGGUGCCCCCACCAAUGCUCCGUUGUCUCACCGAAUCAAAUGGAGUCUGGUCACCAAAGAAAAGACCACAAACAUUUUAGUGGCGUCUGAAGGGAUAGUAAACAUUGACAAAAGGUAUCUGGAUAGAGUCACCAUGCUGGGAUACCCCAUGACACCCACAGAUGCAUCCAUUAAGAUCACUGAGCUCCAUUCCAAUGACUCAGGAGUGUAUCGCUGUGAGGUCAUGCAUGCGAUAGAGGAUAGUCAUGAUACUGUGGAUGUCCAAGUUCAAGGUAUUGUUUUCCACUAUCGUGCAAUCACCACACGAUACACCCUUACUUUUGAGAAGGCCAAGGCAGCAUGUAUUCAAAACAAUGCAGUGAUUGCCUCUCCGGAGCAACUCCAAGCAGCUUAUGAUGAGGGAUUCCAUCAGUGUGAUGCUGGCUGGCUCGCAGAUCAGACUGUCAGGUACCCUAUUCAUGAUCCCCGUGAGGCUUGCUAUGGAGACAAGUACCAAUUUCCAGGAGUGAGGACAUAUGGAGUGAGAGACGUGAAUGAGACGUAUGACGUGUACUGCUUUGCUGAGAAAAUGACAGGAAAAGUGUUCCACACUACUUCCCCUAACAAAUUUACUUUUGAGGAGGCAGAAGCUGAGUGUGCAAAGCUGGGUGCCAACUUGGCCACCACAGGACAGCUGUACCUGGCAUGGAAGGGUGGUAUGGAUGUUUGUAAUGCAGGCUGGUUGGCAGACCGGAGUGUCCGCUACCCCAUCAACAUCGCCCGACCACAGUGUGGAGGGGGGCUGUUGGGAGUGCGUACCGUCUAUCUGUUUCCCAAUCAGACUGGUUACCCACUCCCAGACUCCCGCUAUGAUGCUUUUUGCUACUCUGAAAUGGGUGAGGAGGGUUCAGGCUUAUUUCCAUUUGAAAUCGAGAUGACCACAGAGGCCGGCAGUGAUUUUCUGAGGUUUGACACAAUCACAGAAAGCCCCCAGGCCUUUUUAAAGCCCACUUCCACAGAAAAUGAACUACAGGGAGAAGUUGUAACUUAUAAGCCCGCAGUAACCACCAGUGUUGAGUUCCCAUAUACUGCACUAAAUAUUUCCCAGCUGCCCCUUUCACCACCUCCCAGCUCUGCUGGGGUAGUUAUGGACAUUGUGGAAGGGGUCACUGACAGGACUGAUCUUGGCUCUGAUUUAUCCCAUCUGAAUGGAAGUGAAGCUAUCAUGUCUGCCACAGAGGUGGUCUUUCAUUACCGUGCAAGCUCCAGUCGUUAUGCCUUUGACUUUGUGGAGGCUCAGCUCGCUUGUAAGAGCAUCGGGGCAGUCAUUGCCAGCGCCCAGCAGCUGCAGGCAGCCUAUGAGGCUGGUUACCAUCAAUGUGAUGCUGGCUGGCUCUUAGAUCAGACUGUCAGGUAUCCCAUUGUGUCUCCACGUGACAAAUGCUCUGGCGAUUUGGAGCAUGUUCCUGGUGUGAGGUCUUAUGGACUGCGUCCUGCCAAUGAACUCUAUGAUGUGUACUGCUAUGUGGACAAACUGAGGGGCGAAGUUUUCCAUGCAAGUUCAUUCGAGGGAUUCACUUACGAUGAGGCAGUGGCUUACUGCCAGGACCAGAAUGCCUCCCUGGCCUCCACAGGAGACCUGUAUGCUGCUUGGAAGCAGGGCUUUGAUAAGUGCCGUCCUGGCUGGCUUCUUGACCGCAGCGUACGUUACUCCAUCAAUAACCCCCGGCAGCAGUGUGGUGGAGGGAUGGCUGGAGUUCACACGGUUUACAUGUUUCCCAACCAGACGGGCUCUCCUGAACUGCACUCCAAAUACGAUGCAUAUUGCUUCAAGGUGGAUCUGGCUCUAUCUCCGAAUAAGAGAGUGAAAGAGGAAAAGAUAGUGAACAUGACAUCCUUGCCUGAUCUUCUCAGACCUGAGAGUACCCCUAUCAUUACUUCCAUCCCUUUGGAACCCUCUGGAUCUGGUGCAUCUGGGGCCAGCAGCACAUACGAUCUGUUGAGCAGUGGGAGCGGGAAUCAGCCGAGUGGGUCAUCUAUUGCAAGUGGAGACUCCUCAGGGACCAGUGGCUCUGACGAUAUGUUGAGUAGUGGGAGCGGUUACCAGCCAAGUGGGUCAUUUGUUUCGAGUGGAGACUGUUCUGGGGUCAGUGGCACCGACGAUCUGUUGAGCAGUGGGAGCGGGGAUCAGCCGAGUGGGUCAUUUGUUUCGAGUGGAGACUUUUCUGGGGCCAGUGGCACCGACGAUCUGUUGAGCAGUGGGAGCGGUGGUCAGCCAAGUGGAUCAUUCGGUUCCAGUGGAGACUCCUCUGGGACCAGUGGCACUGACGAUCUGUUAGACAGUAGGAGCAGGGAUCAGCCAAGUGGGUCAUUUGUGUCAAGUGACUCCUCUGGAGCCAGUGGGAGCGGGGAUCUGCCAAGCGGGUCUGGAAACUCUUCAGGAUCUGGCAAUAUCCGAGUAAUCUUUUCAGAAAGUGACACAGUUUUAUCAGGAGUUGGAUCAGCUUCAGGGAAACCCGAGGAGGCUGGGAAGGGAGUCACCGAGAUCCUCACCUUCCCCUUCGACCAGAGCUCAGACCUCUUUGGUGUGGACACCUCUGGAUCAGGAUCAGGCAGUGGGUCAGGGUAUGGCUCUGAAGAAAGUGGAUCUACCUCAGACUUUUCCAGAAGCUCAGGAGAAAGCGACGAGAGUGGAGAUCUUUCUGGCAUCUCCUCAGGAUCAGGUUCCAGUGAGGAGUCCUCAGGAUUCAGUGGUUUCCUGUCAGGAAUAUUCCCCUCUGGAGGAUCCAGUGGCAUUUCAUUAAUUGAUGGCAGUGGCAUCAUCAUGGUUGAUAACCCACAGGUAAAGGUGUCCACUGCUCAAAAAUUAGAACAAGAGUUAGGUGGAAGCCAUGUGGAUUUCAGCGGAUCAGGACAUAUCUCAGGGUCUGGAAUGAGCAGUGAUAUCUCUGGAAUGAGCGGUGAUAUCUCUGGGAUAAAUGAUGAUAACUCUGGUAUGAGUGGUGAUAUCUCUGGAGUAAGCGGUGUCCAUAGUGGCUCUGGGAGUGGUUUAGCAUUUUCUGGUCUGACAUUUUUGGAGUCUGGCUUCAUUGAUCUCACAGAACAAUCUCGUGAAAAGGAAGCUUCUGGGCUUUUGUUUUUUGGGUCUGGUGAGGGAAGUGGAUUUACAUCCGGAGGCUAUGCCAUUGAAUCAGGAGAAAGAUCAGGGGAAUUAGUUAGUGGUGAUAUCACAUUCUUUACCAAUAAUGGCAUGAUGGAAAUACCCAACAAGCCCUUCCAAGGAAUGGAGCUAGGAAGGGGAGAGGUGGAGUAUAGUGGCAACGUCAGGCUGUCCUCAGGUAGUGGAGAUGACCAAAGUGAAUCCACGGUGAACUCCAGUGAUGCUCCUUCAGCUGUACUACCUGCUCAAGGGCCAUCAGGCCUGUACAGUGAUGCUGCAGGGUCUUAUUCAGAACCAGAGGGAAUCAUCAGUCAACUUGACGCUGUUACUUCUGCAGCUUUGUCUUCUACCACAGAGCCUGCCUCUUUACAGAGUCCAUCUCUCACCGAAGGACCUGAUAUGAAUGCUUCUCUUAACCCAUGUGAUCCGAACCCUUGUGGAGCUGGGUUGUGUUCAGUGAAGGAUGGGGUGGGCCUCUGUCACUGCCCACCUGGACUGCAUGGAGAAGAGUGCCAGUAUGAGGUUGAUGUUUGCCAUUCAAACCCUUGCACCAAUGGAGCCACCUGUGUGGAGGUAGAGGACACUUUCAAAUGCUUAUGUCUGCCCAGCUACGAAGGAGACCGCUGUGAGAUUGAUCUGCACAGCUGUGGGGAGGGCUGGACUAAGUUUCAUGGCAACUGUUACUUGCAUUUCUCGGAGAGAGAGACCUGGCUGGACGCUGAGCAACGCUGUCGAGACUUAAACGCUCACCUGGUGAGCAUUAUCACUCCAGAGGAGCAAGCCUUCAUAAACUCAUACGCUCAAGACUAUCAGUGGAUUGGACUGAAUGAUAAAACGGUGGAAAAUGACUUCCGUUGGUCAGAUGGGACCCCCCUGCAAUAUGAGAACUGGAGACCUAACCAGCCCGACAAUUAUUUUAACUCUGGUGAAGACUGUGUUGUAAUGAUCUGGCAUGAAAAUGGCCAAUGGAAUGACGUUCCCUGCAACUACCACCUGCCUUUCACAUGCAAAACAGGUCCAGUGACAUGUGAACAACCUCCUAAAGUGGAGAAUGCCAGGAUGUUUGGAAACAAGAAAGAUCGUUACCAGGUGAAUUCUAUCAUCAGAUACCAGUGCAGUGAAAACUUCACACAGCGCCACCUACCUGUGAUCCGCUGCUUGGCAGAUGGACGGUGGGAGAAGCCACAAGUGCAAUGCAUAUCAAAGGUCAAAUCCGGACUGCAAAAGGAAUCUUCUGUUCAUCAUCACUCUCAUAAAGCUAGUACAAAAAUAUUGGAGAAACAUCUCUAAGGAGACUUGAAGAGUUAGAGUUUAGUUUUUAAAACAGUACAAGUUUUAUAUUUAUUUUCCAAGACACUGAAUUAAGAAAAUACAUACAUUUCUGAUUAAAAAGUGUUAUUUUCAAAGAUAAGUGCCCAUCUUGUAUUGCCAUGAUGCAGCGAUCUGUCUCAUCCCUGCAUUAAAAGAUCAGAGACCAACCGAUCAAUUACUAGCAACCUUCUUAAAGAUGUCUGAAAAUAUUAGCAGAAGGUUUUCCUUUUGGUAAAAGGCACUGAGCGAAGAGCUGGAAGUGCCCAGUUCUUCCUCUUUGAAGGACACAAAAAUAUUGUGUUUCUCUGCUAGUAAGCCAAAAUUUAGGUACAUUCACAACCCUACAUGAUGAAAUGUGAAAUAUGAAAACCUAGAAAAGUUUAUAGCCAUAAAAGACGUUUACAAAAAAUCUUAUUUAUUUCUAAUACCUAACCAGACAGAUAAGAAAACAACUUGCACAAGGAUGUCAUUAAUUUGUUAUGCCCGAUUCAUAAUAUAAUGUGAAAUGAGAUUUAUUGAUUUCUCACAGGAUAACACAUAGUACAUCCAUUUUUGACUGGGCGUUUCCAUAUUUUCCUCUCAAAAGCCAUAAAUACAUAAUCAACAUCAGACAGGUGGUCAAAUCCAGUCAGAUUAUGAAUGUAAACCUAAUCAUGGAAAUUUACUUGAUUGUCAGAUGUUGUCUAUCGCCCAAGACUAUGCAGGGCAUAGUGCUACAUUAGGGGACAAGAAUGAUCCUGGAUCAGAUCUUUCUAAUAAUAGGUCAGAUAGAACUAUUAAUGACAAGUGCCUUGUGAAUAUUUUACAUUUUGCCUGUUUCGGUGAAGAGACUGCUUACUCAGUACAAGAGGCUGUGCCUCUUUCAUCCCAAAGGCUCUUUUAUACAGAAUAGCUUUAUUUUCAUCUGAUACAGUUGAAAUGACGAAUGCAGCAUGAACUGCAGAAGAUGCACAAACAUUUCUUAAAGGAUUUUUUUCCCCUCAUAAGUUACAAGCAGAACCAUACUCCAUGGCAUAGAAGACCCAUCAUUUCUUUCAUUGAGAUGGAUGAGUAACAAAAUUCAACAGUGAAAACAUGAGGGGAAACUAUACUGUCAUUGUGAUAAUCUGUUGUUUAUAAAGUAAGAGCUUUUAAAAUGUUCCAGGAGGAAUGUCUUCAGAUGAACUUUAUGUGUUUGAAUAACUGUAUAAUAGCAAAUGCAACUACUUUCCAUUAAAACAUUCCAUACAUCACGUUUAA